Staurois parvus is the source of this 418-nucleotide messenger RNA. NCBI's taxonomy places the organism in Eukaryota, Metazoa, Chordata, Amphibia, Anura, Ranidae. The record is from the annotation of a GenBank genome assembly.
GGCACUGACUGGCAUCACUGCUGGGCACUGACUUGCGGCACUGAAUGGCACAACCGCUGGGCACUGACUGGUGGCACUGACUGGCAGCACUGCUGGGCAGCACUGGUGGGUGGGCACAGGUGGGUGGGCACUGGUGGGCACAGGUGGGUGGCACUGCUGGGCACAGGUAGGUGGCACUUCUGGGCACAGUGUGGGUGGGCCCAGGUGGGUGGCACUGCUGGGCACAGGUGGGUGCACUGCUGGGCACAGGUGGGUGGGCCCAGGUGGGUGGCACUGCUGGGCACAGUGCUGGGCACCGAUCAUCAGUGGCCCUGAUGAUCGGUGCCGAUCCCCGCUCUGACAACUGCCGGUUCUCGGCAGUACUUUCCUCACGAUCUGACAGCGUGAGGAAAGUGCAGCCGAGAACCGGCACUUGCAU